This is a messenger RNA of Ceutorhynchus assimilis (cabbage seed weevil), 795 nucleotides long. The record is from the annotation of a GenBank genome assembly. Lineage: Eukaryota; Metazoa; Arthropoda; Insecta; Coleoptera; Curculionidae.
AUGGUUUCUGCUGACGAAAAAUACCUGAAGAAGGUAAGCCUGGCGUCCGACGUCCACGCGAUUUGCAUCCAACACGCACUGACAACAGAAAAACAAGAAAUCAUGGGGCUGCUUAUCGGCGACGUCGACGAAGUCCGAAGCGAAGCCCACAUAACGGCUUGCAUGAUACUGCACAGGAGCGACAAGCAACCGGACAGAGUGGAAAUAUCUCCGGAACAACUUUGCGAGGCUACGGUGCACGCCGAGAACCUGGCCGCCACUCUAGGCAGGCCUAUGAGAGUUAUAGGCUGGUACCAUUCGCAUCCCCAUAUUACUGUUUGGCCCAGUCAUGUAGACAUAAGAACCCAAGCUACUUAUCAAAUGAUGGACAAGUUUUUUGUGGGCUUGAUAUUUUCCGUUUUCCAAAGCGACCCUCGUACCAGAAACAACCAGAUUCAGUUGACAUGUUUUCAAGCUCAAACUUUGGAGAAUGGUGAAUAUGAACGUCGCGAUGUACCAUUGUUGGUCGUGCCUUCACCCUUGCAAAAUCACAAUUUGGAAAGUAUUACCAGUCUGCCGAAAAUCCUUAACCAAGAAGAAAUUGAAACACAUAGCGCAAAUGAUAAUGAAACUAGUUCGGAUUUACUAGACAUAUUGCAUAACGAUGCUAUUAAGACUCUGGCUUUGGGUCAUAUUGUUACUAAAGUUUCCAGGCCCAUGUUAGAGGAUUUGACUGCCAGGCUUGAGGCAACAAAGUUAAGGAUUAAGGAACUGGAACGUAUUAAAAAUAAUUUAUUAGCCAAUAAAAAACAAUAA